AUGACUGCAUCUCCCCUUCCUCUUCCGGCACCGCCUGCCGCAGCUGUUGAGCCGCCCCAGCCCUCCCUGCCAUGCGCUCUCCCUGGCCUGUCACAUUGGCACCGUACCACUCAUGCCUUCCCCUACCUCAACCACAAUGCUGAGACCCCACUCCCCGCGCGCAGCCCCCUCGUUAUCAUCGGCACCGGUAUUUCUGGCGCUCUGGCCGCUUUCAAGCUCGUCGACGCGGGCGUGCCUCCGGACGAGAUCCUCCUCCUGGAAGCUCGCCAGGCCGUGGGGGGAUCCAGCGGCCGGAACGCUGGUCACGUCCGGCCAGACGCCUUCCGCGGAUUCAGUGGUUACGCCGCAGCCCAUGGCACCGCGCAGGCCCUCAAGAUCUCCGACAACGAGAACGCCGUUCUGAAGGCAUGGGGCUCGUUCAUCGAGCAGCACCAGAUCCCCUGCGAGUUUAGCCUCAAGCAGACCUACGACGUCUGCAUGACCGAGGAAAUUGCGGCAGACGAGGCCCGCAAUGUCCAGGAAUACGUCGCUGCCGGCGGCAGCAUGGACGGAAUCCGGGUCUACGGGGCGGAUGAGGCCGCGCGGACGCUCGGAAUCAAAGAUGCUGUUGCCGCGUACGCGUGGACCGCGGCUUCGAUCCAUCCGGUCAAGCUGGCGCAGUGGCUGCUCGCCCGGGUGGUUGAGCAGGGCGUUCACCUCUGGACGCAUUGCCCUGAGGAGGAGGAGGGGAUCGACACGCCCUGGUGGACUGUGCACACCCCGCGCGGAGAUAUCUCUGCUCAGCGGAUCCUCCACUGCACUAACGCCCAUGCUGGAGUGCUUCUCCCGCAGCUCCCUCUACCGCACAUCACCCCCAUCAGAGUGCAGGUGCAGACGUUUAUCCUGCCAAAUUUCGCGGGUGACCAGGCCCUGAAAUCUACUAUGGCGGUGCGGUUCAACCCACAGCUGUUCUAUGGAUUGUCGCAGGCUCAGAGCGACGGGAAGAUGAUUGUCAGCGUGGGCAAGCCCAGUGGGAUCAGCUUCGAUGACUCGUCCUACAAGCAGGAGCUGAUCGACGAGACGCUCGACACUAUUGACAAGGUUUUUCAUUCGCCGGAAAUGGCCAAGUCCAAGCGCGAGUUCCAGCCCGGGGAGGGUCUCGAUCAUGUCUGGACGGGACUGAUCGCCAUGACCCCCGACAAGGUCCCGUAUGUUGGGGCGAUCGAGGAACUCCCCGGUCAGUUUAUUUGUGCUGGGUUCAAUGGACAUGGGAUGGCGAACAUCUUUACUUGUGUGGAGGGGCUGGUGACGCUGCUGCAGGGGGGAGGCUGGGAGGAGACGAGGCUUCCCGAGUGCUAUCGCUAUGAGAAACGGAGGGCUGCGACUGGGAAGGAACAGUGA
Aspergillus heteromorphus CBS 117.55 is the source of this 1380-nucleotide messenger RNA. RefSeq names its product NAD(P)/FAD-dependent oxidoreductase. Gene Ontology annotation, cellular component: cytoplasm. Lineage: Eukaryota; Fungi; Ascomycota; Eurotiomycetes; Eurotiales; Aspergillaceae. The transcript has 2 exons. Bases 1 to 1380 code for a protein of 459 amino acids. The record is from RefSeq and is a predicted model, not a curated record. Gene Ontology annotation, molecular function: oxidoreductase activity.